AUGGAGCGGCACGUGGCGCCGGCGACGCGCGCGCUCGCCGCCGUGCUGCUGUGGAAGCCGGCGUCGGCGGGCCGCCUCUACCACGCGGCGACCGCCGCCUGCAGCGCCGCGGCGCUCUCCCUGCUGGCCAGCGUGGCCGCCGCGCUGCCCGCGCUCUGGGCCAGCGGGGACGUCACCACCUUCUCCAUGAACGCCUACAUCUGCUUCGCCGUGUUCGCCGCACAGGUGAAGGUGUCGACGUUCGGCUACUGGGGCGGCCCGCAGCGGUUGGUGGCGCAGCUGGCGGCGGAGCGGCGCGCCGCCGCGGCGGCGGAGGCGGCGCUGCCCCCGGGCCGGCCGGAGCGCAUGCUGGCGCAGUCGGGCGCGCUGCUGCGGCGCGCCGCCGCCGCCUUCUACCUGUGCGGACACCUCAUGAUGCUCGCCUGGCACCUGCUCUUCGACGCGUGGUUCCCCUUCGACCCGGUGCCGUCGCCCAACUACGAGCUGGCGCUGCUGUACCAGUCGGUGACGCUGUACAUCGCCUUCAUCACGACGGCCGUCAUCGACGUCUUCUACGUCAGCGUCAUGGUCUACCUGGGCGUCGAACUGGAGAUUCUCAACGAGGCGGUCGCCAGGAGUUGCCGGCCGUCCGAGGAGAAGGGCGACGACGACGACGACUGCUCCCUGCUGAUUGGCUGCGUCAGGCACCACCAGGCGCUCAACAGAUGCGUUAACACCCUACAGGAAGUAAUGGGAAUCUCCAUCUUCGUGCAGUUUGUUUUCAACAUGCUUCUGAUCUGUGUGUAUGCAUUCGUACUUACAACGAGGAGGAGCGACUUGAGCACGCUGGCCAAGAUCGGCAUGACCCUGGAGAGCUACCUGUUCGAGAACCUGCUGUACUGCUGGUACGGCAACAACCUGAUGGAGCAGAGCGAGCGGCUGCCCUUCUCGGCGUACAGCAGCCGCUGGCCGGACGGGGGGCGCCGCUUCCGGCAGGCGCUGCGCAUCCUGGCCGUGCGCGCCGCCCGGCCGCUGCGCGUCACCGUGGGCGGCCUCUACACGCUCUCCAGGCAGACCUUCCUGCACAGAAUAAUGAAACCAAAAUAUGGAGACAACAUGGAGUUGUGUUAUCAAGAUACAGUCAGUUAUAUCUACAAUAUAGAAACUGAAGAUUUCUAUGAAGUCACGAAAAUAAUGAUUGAUACAUUUGAUACAAGUGGUUAUCCUGAAAAUAAUAUUUGUGGUAUUCCAGAAGUAAACAAGAGAGUUUUAGGAAAAAUGAAAGAUGAAUCCAAUGGAAAAAUAAUGCAAGAAUUUUGUAGUUAA
Messenger RNA from Schistocerca cancellata (South American locust), 1305 nucleotides. RefSeq names its product odorant receptor Or2-like. Bases 1 to 1305 code for a protein of 434 amino acids. The transcript has 7 exons. Lineage: Eukaryota; Metazoa; Arthropoda; Insecta; Orthoptera; Acrididae. Gene Ontology annotation, biological process: sensory perception of smell; detection of chemical stimulus involved in sensory perception of smell. Gene Ontology annotation, cellular component: plasma membrane. The record is from RefSeq and is a predicted model, not a curated record. Gene Ontology annotation, molecular function: olfactory receptor activity; odorant binding.